Aricia agestis (brown argus) is the source of this 291-nucleotide messenger RNA. Its product is annotated as pro-corazonin-like. The record is from RefSeq and is a predicted model, not a curated record. The coding region runs from base 1 to 291 and encodes 96 amino acids. Gene Ontology annotation, biological process: positive regulation of heart contraction. NCBI's taxonomy places the organism in Eukaryota, Metazoa, Arthropoda, Insecta, Lepidoptera, Lycaenidae. The transcript has a single exon. Gene Ontology annotation, molecular function: corazonin receptor binding.
AUGUCCGCCAUGCUACAGAACUUGUCUCUGCUCCUCAUCAUGAUCACCCUGUCGUCAGUCACAGCGCAGACCUUCCAAUAUUCUCGCGGCUGGAAGAACGGCAAGCGAGACAGGACUAACACUCAUCAUGACCUCAACAAGCCAGAAAAGAUCAGCCUCUGUCAGAUCCAGAAGCUGCAGUAUCUUCUAGACGGGAAGGUAACUGAGAGUCUGUUGAUGCCCUGCGAUUUGGAAGAGCCGAGCCGACAGAAACUCAAGAUCUCUCAAGAUUUCUACGACAACUACCAGUAA